Verruconis gallopava is the source of this 1597-nucleotide messenger RNA. RefSeq lists its product as uncharacterized. The coding region runs from base 254 to 1150 and encodes 298 amino acids. Lineage: Eukaryota; Fungi; Ascomycota; Dothideomycetes; Venturiales; Sympoventuriaceae. The record is from RefSeq and is a predicted model, not a curated record. The transcript has 2 exons.
CAGACGCAGCAAACUCGCAUCACUUAGCGAUUUGGAAUCUGGCCAGUGGCUGAGCGUCUUUGCUUCGGAAUCAUGGGAUACGUCAUUACAUCUGGCUUAGACUUUCGCCAUGAGGAAGAAGAGGGGUGAGGGGGGCGAAAACAGCGCAGCAUAUAAGCCAUAACGCUCCCAACGCCAGAACUAGUUUGCACCGCAUUGUUUACUUGAAACUCCAAGAACGAAGAUAAAUUUCCUCGGACGCACAAACAUCGUCAUGGCAGCACCAAAUGAGCAGGUGCCAAACGAGCCGCCACCGUCGUAUGAGCAGUCGACGGGCAGAACGAAGAUCGGAACAACCGGGUUGCGAACAGUUCCAGAAGCCCGAAAUGGAAUUACGCCAGCGCAGAGACGGAGCAUGGAGGAUGAAAACAGGCCACUUCCUGACGGUUGGAUUCGCCAGUUCGAUCACCAGUCGAAUCAUCAAUUCUUCGUCGAUACCAGAGCGAAUCCGCCGCGAUCAAUAUGGCAUCAUCCUUACGAUGACGAGCAGUACCUGGCGUCAUUGUCACCCGAGGAGCGGGAAAUAGUAACGCAUCUGCAUCGGAGCAUCAGCCUCAAAGAUAUCGCCGUGGAAAGCAGUGACGACGAGGCUGGGUCGUCGACGAAAAAGCACAAACAUCGAACUGGCGAAGCAACCGUUCCUUCGUCGUCGACAGCAGCUGGCCCGUCUUCAGCCGCGCAGUCGGAACAGCCACGUGGCUUGCACAAGUACGGUCGCAAGCUCAAGGACAAGAUCACUGGAAGCACUCAUGAGGAGCGCGAAAGGGAACGCUACUUGCGGGCUCAAGAAGAACAACAAGCAUACGAGGCCCAUUUGGCUUUUCGACGUGCAAUGUCCCGCGCAAUACAAACCGGACAGCCACAAUUCCUUGCAAAGGAUCAGCAGGGUCACGAUAUUUACAUCGAGCCACCCAAUGGCCCUGCAAUACCGCCAGGCGCCAGAGGGUACAAUCCUUACGCGUCUGGCGUCUAUGCCAAUCCGAAUGCCCGGUUCGUGAGACCAAGCAACCCGUACAACAGACCGUACGGAUCCGGUUACGGUGGUGGUUACGGACUUCCUAUCGUGGGUGGUCUGCUUGGUGGAGCAUUGCUCGGAGGCCUGUUGUUCUAGGCGUGAUGACGUUUGAGUGUGGGUUUUUAUUAACGGUUUUUAACCUGUAUUUGAUACCAAGAAGACGAAAAGUUUGUUUUGCCGUCGACAGAAUCACGCGUCUUAGCAGCAGCACAAUGAUUCGAAUCUAAGGUCAUAUCUCAAGAGUCGCCAAAGCUCCAAGCUGGUUUCUACUUGGGCAUCUCGUAUUCGCUUUCGCAAGCCUCCACCAUGGUUUGUCUCCGCGUUUGCAGCUCGCACUGCGAGUACAGACUCCGUUCAGCCCCAGCGUAAAUGUCGUCAAUCAUUAUUAACAGCGGAAAAGAGGCUUUCAGCGAACUCUUACCGUGCGCACUGACAAGCGCAUUGACUCAAGGCCGCAGCGGUAGAAUCAUCACUUCGGCAGAAUAGCUAUUCUAAGCUCGCUUGCGCUUCCUAAAAAGCUUAAAAUGCGUGCAGCCUAGACCC